AUGUCCGUACAAAAGUGCUGCAUCCAAGGCUUCGCCUGGUCAGGCACACCAAGCGGCCAAACCUCCAAACUCGCAAACAACGACGUCUACAUAACAGGCAACAACCCCCAAACCGCCAUCCUCUUCAUAACCGACCUCUUUGGCUGGACAUUCCCCAACAUCCGGCUCCUAGCCGACCACUUCGCCCGCGAAGUCGAUGCAACAGUCUACGUCCCCGAUUUCUUCAACGGCGAAGUUCUAGACUUUGAUCUCAUCGCUGCAGAGAAGUUUGCCGAGCUAAAUCUUGGGGCUUUCAUUGCUCGGAAUAGUCGGGAAAUCCGCGAGCCGGAGAUCUUCGAGUGUGCGAGGGCCUUGAAGCAGGACCUUGGGUUUAAGAAGGUUGGGGCUGUGGGGUAUUGUUAUGGUGGGUGGGCUUCGUUUCGGUUAGGAGCUAAGGAGCAUGCGGAUCAGCCGUUGGUGGAUUGCAUUUCUGUUGGACAUCCGUCGCUCUUGGAGCGGAAGGAUGUGGAUGAGGUGAAUGUCCCUGUGCAGCUUUUGGCACCUGAGAUUGACAUGGCGUUUCCAAUGGAUUUUAAGAUGUAUGCGCUUGAGAAGCUGUUGAACUUGAAUUUGCCGUUUGACUAUCAGCACUUUCCGGGGGUAGUCCAUGGUUGUCUUGUGCGCGGGGAUGAGAAAAAGGCUGGGGAGCGGGCGGCGAUGGAGAGGGGGAAGGAUGCUGCUGUUGCGUGGUUUACACGGUGGUUGAAGGAUGAGUGA
Messenger RNA from Penicillium longicatenatum, 756 nucleotides. RefSeq names its product dienelactone hydrolase family protein. The transcript has a single exon. The coding region runs from base 1 to 756 and encodes 251 amino acids. The record is from RefSeq and is a predicted model, not a curated record. Gene Ontology annotation, molecular function: hydrolase activity. NCBI's taxonomy places the organism in Eukaryota, Fungi, Ascomycota, Eurotiomycetes, Eurotiales, Aspergillaceae.